Cuculus canorus (common cuckoo) is the source of this 11283-nucleotide messenger RNA. RefSeq names its product Rho GTPase activating protein 22 (gene ARHGAP22). Lineage: Eukaryota; Metazoa; Chordata; Aves; Cuculiformes; Cuculidae. Bases 946 to 3132 code for a protein of 728 amino acids. The record is from RefSeq and is a predicted model, not a curated record. Gene Ontology annotation, cellular component: focal adhesion. Gene Ontology annotation, biological process: activation of GTPase activity; signal transduction. Gene Ontology annotation, molecular function: GTPase activator activity. The transcript is spliced from 10 exons.
CAGGGAAAGAUUUACCUCCUUCUCUACACUGCAGAAGGACCUGCUAGACAGAACGGGAUGGUGAGGAAGGAGGUUGUGCUGAGAGCAGCCCAGGGGCAGGAUGUGUCAAUUACUUAGAUCCAAUUUUCAUCCAUGUAUCUACUUACAAUUUGUAGUCACUAGUCCUCAUAUAUAUAUCCUUAUAUAGUCCUUUCCACCCCUACUCUCUCCUUACUGACUUUGCCUCCAUCCCAGGGAGGGGUGAGUGAGAUCUUAGCAAGGAGUACAAAUAAAAAUGAUGGGUGCUAAGAUGGAGUGAUGGCAUUGCCUUCUGCCUGGUCGCCAGGAUGUCAGUGACGACGCGAGAUAUUUUUCUUCCUUGCAGAGAGCAGAGGUGGUUUCUCUGUCGGCUCCCCAGCUCUCAGCGGAAUACCUCCCCAGGAGGGAUGCAGCGCUCAGCAGGCAGCCCAGCACGCCGCUGCCCUCUGGACCAGUACACUUCGCAUUUCUUCUAACGCACUACCUUAUCAGAUGCGCAAGCUUCUCGGCGUAUGCUUUGUGCCCUUUUCUUCCUCUGUCUCGGAGAGAUUCAGCUCCUGAUCUGAUCCUUGUUGAGGCAAAGCGUCUGUUGAGCACGAUCGGAGGAAGAUGCGGAGGGGGAGUGCGGGAUGAGCGCUGCUCCCCGAAAGAGGAACAUUAAUAACACCGAUGCACGGCCAAUUAGCAGAAGGAGCCAGGUCCAACCCUCGUGUCUGCGCGCUGCUGAUUUAUCGACAGUAAUUACCGGGGCACUUAAUGCCUAGUUUGGAUGGGAAUUAACUCGAGGCCGGAUAAAUAAUGCAUUAGAGUUUAUGUAGCCCCCCGUGAAGCGUCGCCCCCGAGGCAGGGCUGGAGGCGGCGAGCCCCGCGCUGGAGCAGGGCGGCGGCCGGGGCCGGGCGCUGGGGGCGCGGAGCCCGGCCGGGAGCAUGCUGAGCCCCAAGAUCAGGCAGGCCAGGAGAGCCCGGUCAAAGAGUUUGGUGAUGGGUGAACAGAUUGGGCCUCCUUCCAGACCUUCUUCUCCAAACCCUCAAGAACGUGUGCUGAAGUGUGGCUGGCUAAAGAAGCAAAGGAGUAUUAUGAAGAACUGGCAGCAGCGAUGGUUUGUGCUGCGUGGGGACCAUCUCUUCUAUUAUAAGGAUGAAGAGGAAACAAAACCUCAGGGUUUGAUACUACUGCAAGGCAAUCAGGUGAAUGAGCUGCCGCCUAAUCCUGAUGAACCUGGGAAACAUCUCUUUGAAAUUACCCCAGGUGGUGCGGGGGACCGGGAAAAGACGCCUGUCAAUCAUGAGGCUUUCCUGCUCAUGGCUAAUUCCCAGAAUGAAAUGGAAGAUUGGGUGAAAGCCAUCCGACGGGCUAUAUGGGCUCCAUUUGGUGGAGGUAUUGCAAAUAGCUCACAUGCACAUAAAUUAAAACAUUUGCCUCAAGGGAUCUUUGGACAGCGAUUGGAGGACACUGUACAGUAUGAGAAGAGGUAUGGCCAGCGCUUGGCCCCACUGCUGGUGGAACAAUGUGUGGAUUUUAUUCGGGAGCGAGGUCUUACAGAGGAGGGGCUCUUUCGGAUGCCUGGCCAAGCCAAUCUUGUCAAAGAUCUGCAGGAUUCUUUUGACUGUGGAGAGAAGCCCCUUUUUGACAGCAACACAGAUGUUCACACUGUGGCGUCCCUCCUGAAGCUUUACCUUCGAGAGCUGCCAGAGCCUGUCAUCCCCUUUGCCAAAUAUGAAGACUUUCUUUCUUGUGGACAGCUACUCUCAAAAGAUGAGGGAGAGGGCACUCAGGAACUGGUUAAACAGGUGAAGAAUUUGCCUCAAGCCAACUACAACCUCCUCAAAUACAUAUGCAAGGGGGGCUUUUCAAGGUUCCUUGAUGAAGUUCAGGCUCACUCCAGCAUUAACAAGAUGAGUGUCCAGAACCUGGCUACUGUGUUUGGACCAAAUAUAUUACGGCCCAAAAUGGAAGAUCCAGUGACAAUGAUGGAAGGCACCUCACUAGUUCAGCACCUGAUGACUGUGCUGAUAAGUGAACAGGGGCGAAUCUUUGCCGUUCCUCAGGCAGAUGUGCCAGGGAGCCAGCUGGAAAUCAGACCUGUGCGUCAGCGCAGUACCGUGGAGUGGAUCUCUGAGGAGGACGGGGAGGGCAGCAGGUCAGAGAACAGCAUUGCCAGUCCUGCUGAUUUGCCUUCUAAUAAUGCUGUGGCACUAGAGGCCGCUCCUGGACCUGUGGUGAAAAUCUCUCCUCCAGAGCACAGUGGCAAAGUGACUCAGCCUGCGACCAGCCCCAGCAAAAGAGUGCAAACGCUGCCUCCGUGGAAAUACUCCUUCCGCCAGCAGGGAGCACGGUCUGUGAGUCCGAAGCUGGGCAGCUCAUCCUUAGAUAUUCCCAACCUCUCCACCAGUGGGAACUGGUUGAUGAAUGGACUGUACUCUCUCCGAGGCCAUCGCCGGACAGCCUCUGGGGAACGAGUUAAGGACUCGUGUUCUUCCCAAAGACUCUCUACUUAUGACAACGUCCCUUCGUCCAGCCUCUCCCUCAGCACACACAGCAUGGCAAGCACCACCUGGUCUACAUCAUCAUGUGAAAUCUCCGUGGUGGACUCUGUCAGCAGCUGCCCAGCCUGCCGGGCCAGUGACUCUUCUGCUUUAAGCUCUCUCAAAACCGAGUGGAUUACUCAGGGCUCGCUGUCUCAGAGUGAGGUCAAGACUGCAGAUCUGGAGAACAGCAUUGAUAGGUUUGAAGAAUGCAGCAGCAGCAGCAGCAGUGAACAGAGCAACCCAGCUGCAGCUUCCAGAGACUCUGUCAAAUGCUCUAGGGCCUUACAGAGCUUGGUGGUAGAGCUAAAGACAGAACUGAGCAAACAGAGGACUGAGUAUGAGACUAGUAUCAAAAGAAUUGAAGAAACAAGUGCAGACCUGAGGAAAGAAGUGGUUAGGUUAGAAGAAGAACUGGACCAAGAACGAAAGAAAUACACGAUGCUGGAGAUAAAGCUGAGGAAUUCUGAACGUGCUCGUGAAGAUGCUGAGAAGAGAAAUAACCUUCUGCAGAUGGAAAUGGAAGAGUUUUUUUCAACAUUAGGAUGUUUAACUGUUGGGAGUCAAAGUUCUAAAGUCCCUAAGUAGAACAAACUGAUAUACAGCAUAGAAAAUUCUAUUUCUGGCAAAACCAGUGAAAAUGCAUAUUUUGUUCUGGUGUACUCAUGUAUCAUGAGUAAUUCUACAGUGAUUGUGCUCUCAGUGACACUUGCUAUGUUGUCUUCACAUGUGCUGUAGUACUUGGGCCAGCCGGGAAAGACUGCUAAAUGUAAUGCUUCAAAGUUUAGAUGUCAGAUUGCCAAGAAAGAGUGAGCACCCUUUUUAUUCACAAGCCAUACUCUUCUCCAUAGCUGUGCUGCUGCCAUUUCGGAUUUACUGCACCAUCCUUUUCCUGGCUUAAGGACAACAUAAAGUCUUGCAGUGUGGGUGAGAUGGCCAGAACUGAUGGACAGGCUGAGCCUGGAGCUGAGCACCUUGCGCUUGGGAAGAUGGCAGUUCUGGUAUAUCACCAUAUUCAAUGUGGUCUUACAUAUGGAUUUAAUGAGGUGGUGUUUUCUUCCUACUGCCUCCAUAAAGUUUGUUCACAUUUCCUGUUCCUUUAAGUGGCAUUAUUUUAUGAAAGUAAUGUGAAAAAAAAGUCUACAAAUGAGCUGAAGAUACCAAAAUCUGGACAGUUCACUAAAAUUGCCCCUUACUCAACAAACAGUUCCACUUCUCCACAAAAAUGCAAUUUUCUAAACUGUAUGUGAUUAAUAACCCUAUUGGCCACACAAACUCCAUGGAAUGUUAAAUAUGCACAUAUUGCCCUAGGUGUCUGGGGGGGUUGAGCCAAAAACACAGCAGCAUUAGCUGCGAGAAAAAAAAAAUCUCAUGAGUUGAUGAGACAUCAAGGUAAGAGAAGAUUCUUAUCAUCAAAAAACCCUCAGCAGUUGGAUGUGUUUUAGCUAUAACAUUUUAAUAGCAAAACCUAUGGUAAGAGAAAUUAGUGCAAUUGGGGCUGGGGAUAUUAAGGGGGGAUGGGUGGGGAUCUAUCUUUAACCUUCCCAGGACAAUUUACACUUGGCUGCCUUGUAACAUUUCUCAUGACACCAGCUCAUUUUGUUGUUGUUAGUAGUUCAGAGGGAGAUGAGGGGACAGGAAGAGCAUCACAAGCAUUCCAGCAGCCUAAGUUCAUUACUUCUACUAACGAAAAAAUAUUAGAAUGAAGUUUUAAUUUCCAGUAACUAGCUAUCAGGACUGAUUUCCCUUUCCAGGGACUUCUUUGAGAAGCCCUGCAUAACGCUUGCCCUGAGACACAGAGAGAACUUUUUUUUUCACCAGAUUCUGCUUGAAGACCGCUUGCCAGCCCAGCACUCGCAGCACUAUUCACUCUUUCUUGGUGUAUAUCUCUGGUGGCUGAGGCAGCUUGGGAGUCUCAGAGGAGAAAGAUUUCUACUGGAAAAGUGCAACAACAACAUGAACUGGUUAAAGGGAAAGCAUAGACUGUAGUGAAGGUGCUUGCUUUAUUUAAGUAUUUUCAAAAAAAUUACCUAAAUCUGUCUUUUCUUACUAAAGAAUAAUAUAACUCAUUGUCUGGAAAUAAGCUUAGAAUGUUUUCUCUUUUUUAUGUACUACCGGAUUGUGCACCUUUCAGUACUGAUUUUCUCAUCAUCUCACAGAUAUACAGGUAUUUCAGUAUUUAAAUAUCUAGAAGUUAACUUGUUUCUACCUCACUGUAACACUUCUCCUUCCUAUAGAAAUGUACAUCAUUUAAAGUGAGCAAAAAAGAAACAUUCUAACCUAACCUUUCCCUGUUAAGACAAGUCAAUCAAGGUGGCAAAGUAAGCCGUGCAGAUAGGUUAAUUCAGUUAUUUCAAAUAGUUUUCCCUCCCCAAAACAUCCAGUGUGCCAGAUUCCUUCCCACCUCGGGGAGGCACUGUGGCAGGUGGCUGAGCCUUUAACAGGAGCAGCCUGACACCUGCAGGCGGGAGCAUCGCCAGCAACUUUUAUGUCUACUCCUCCCCUCGCCGCCAUUAUUACUGAAAGUCACAAUUGAUCCUGCAAGGAAUAUUAUGGUCUGUUCGAAACAGCAGCAUUAAGAUGCAUAACGUAAGAAGCAACUGUUGUACAGUACAGUGAGUUAGAUAGUGUUCCGGGCAUCACAAAAUAAACCUUAAUAUUAGACUGGCCUGAACUGUGUUGCAAGUAACUCUCUGCAAUUAGAAUAUCAGGACUGGUAAAAGAAAGUUUCUACUACCUGAGUCACUCAAUCCAAGUAGCAGUAGCAACCAGGUUAUUUUAAUACCUCUUUUAUUCCUACCCCCAACGUGGGUACCUUCCACUAUAUCCAUCCUGACAGCCCACAUCACUUUAAGACAAUUUAUAUCGCAUUAGCUCCUGUGUGUAUCAGGUGCAGCGACUCCCUCUAGUUCUGGCAUGCUGCAGACUAAAGAACUGAGCCGUGCUGACUGGGAGCCUAAAGAACAAAAAUGCAGGACAAGCACUCACCAGGACUGCUGGCUAACUCUCGGUGAAAUCAAAUGCAGCAGGAAUUCUAAAUAUUCUUUAACUAUUUAAACCUAGGAAACUGCCGUGUCUAGCGGUACCGGGGAACAAACCCACCUAUCCCAAAUCUUCAGCUCCAGGAUAGGAUCAUCUGUCAGCUAUGUAGCACAGCAUAAUCUUAAUUUGGCAUCUAGGAUAAAAUUCCUUCCUCUCCUCAGUUUCACAGAUGAAAUUGUAUUCUCCCAAAGCUAUUAAUGGCAGUAACCUUUUCCCAGUUGACUGGUGUGCUCCAGAAGCAACGUCUAUUGCUCUUGUUCACGGGCAAUAAAUUUCAGGUCCUUCUGAAGGUGAUCCACCACAGUAAAUAAAGCCUGCAAGAAGCUGGAAGCUACUGGGUUCAAGACAAAAUACACCAUGGUAGGAGAUUAUCUCUGAAGGACAGUAACAGGAGGAUAACAUAAAUUUCCCAUCAUGGACAAUUAUGCAAGACGUGGGAAAACACUUGGUAACACUAUACUCUAACUUAAAGAAGAUGACACACCCUUUCCUAGCUUUAACUGCUGUUUCUGCACUCUUUCCUGCCACUUCAUUUGCCAGCUUAAUGGAUCUGAGAGUGCUCUCCUUAUUUUGCAGACCUUUUGCUUAUUACAGCUCCAGUUUAAAGUGCCAGAUUUCUUAGAAGCAUUUACAAGAUACAGGUUUGUUCGUACUAAUAAGAUAUGACAAAAGGCUUCUGGAAUCAGGUAGGUACAUUUUAACCAUAGCUUUACUAGUACAAUCUUCCCAGCCUGGAACACUCCUUCCAGUGUUAUGCAGGCAAAAAAAGUGUAAAAAAACUUCCAGUGGAAGAAACUCAAUGCAAAUAUAUAAUUGCAAAAAAAUUCAAAGCCAAACAGGAGCAUUCCAGAACAGCAAAACCCUUCUGUAAGUCUCCAUGGUAUUUCUAAUAUGAAAAAGAAAAUUAAUACCGAUAGCUUACUGAAUUUUCUACAUUCACCAGCAAGUUCUAUCUAAAGCAGCACCUCUAUGGCACGUUUUGCCGCUGAGAGGAAGUCACACACAGACAAAUCCCUGGCAGAGCUGAGACUGUCUUAGGCCUUACUCUACAUUAAUAUAUUACUUGGAAAAUCAGUUACACUUUAUGCCAACACAUGCAAAGAAAAAAGAGCAUUUCUGAGUCUCACCACAUUCUUAGAAGAGCACCUACCUCCACAGCUGCUCCAGAGAAACAAAGCAGGCUGCAUUGUUGUGUCCAUGGUCACCGUAUCUUUCUCUUAAAAAGGUAUGCAAAGACAAUGUCACAGCAUGCUGACACAGGCAACUCAAGGGCAUCUUAAGUCUUCGUUUAAAGAAAUACUGAAAGUCUGCUGGAAAUGAAGGCAAUGAAAUGCAUUACAUCAGGACUUAGCCCCACUGCAGAGGUGCCAGUGCCCAAAGUGUCCCUGGCAUCCAAGUUAGCCUGUCUGUAAGAGCUCUUCAGCAGUCAGAUCCUUCGGGCUUCUCUGAGAUUCAGUUUUGAGAAAGAUUUUCCUUCCAUACACCAGAGAGCCCAUGACUUACCUCCUUCUGCAGCACAGGUUCUCAGCAACUCUAUUUCCAGGACAGAAGGUGGCUAGACUUAGCAGCAAGGAAGUAAGAACAGGUUCCUGGUAGUCACAAAGACACAUGGUAUUAACAGUCUGUGGCACACCUGAAGUCCAUCGGAAUACAGAAAUGGAAGAAACAUGUCACUUCAUCCACAAGUGAGCUCACACACAAGACAAAGAUUUAAGUACCAGUAAAACCAGAUGAAUUCUGAGGAAGGACUGAUGGUAAGACUCCAAUAGACUGCAGCCCUAUUACAACAUCCAUAUGAAAUUCAUUCCAGACUAGCAAUGAAGAAACACUAAAUGCAUACUGGGCAAACUUUUUUUUUUCUUUUUUAUUUAAAAUAUCAUUAUAACCAAUUGACAGACUAGAUAACAAUGUAUACAUUCCAGUGGUGCACAUGUAAUGAACUAUGGCAUGAAUGAGUAAAAAAACCACAAUGUUCUCAGUAAUGGCCCACCAACAGCUUAUUUGGAGGGAAUAAAGGAAAAGCAGGAAAGGGUAUCAAAUGUGAGGAAUAAAAAAAAAAUUACAGUUUUCCUCGGUAUUUUUGAUGGUGUAUCCUGCCCUUCAUAUUUCUUGGGACAAAAUAAAAUUAAGAAUAUACUUCAAAAGGGGCAGAAGGAAUGAUCACAAUAAUUACCUUUUUUCUCAACUUUAGUAAUAAAAGUUAAAGAACUCUCAAAAAUAGACUAGCUAUUGGGCCUACAAAAGUAAUUCAUCUGUAUGCAAAGCUUACCAAGAAUUAUUCCUUUUGUAAAAUGUAAAGGAUGAGUUGACAUUACUAGUAAGCUAUUUUCACCUACAAAACCAGCUAUUUCCACCAAAACAAUAAUAAAAUCACCAAUUUACAGCUAACACAAUAUUCUAGAUGUACAUUAUUGUACACAAGCUAUAUAUUACACAUGAACAUCUUACGUGAAAUAUAUAAGAAACAUACUUACUGAUAUUGUCUCAACAUUGGCCAAUAGAUUUAUUUUUCUAAAGGAAGUGUAUUUUUCUAUUCACAUUCAGUGUAGUUCCGAUAGCAAGGGUUAGCUUUGUUUACUUAAGAAACAUAGAAAGUUUGUGUGAGGUAGUUCAAGAAAACCUAGCUUAAAUUUUCAACUGCAGAAGUAGAAACACAAUGUGAUCUGAUUCAUAACACAUUUCUGUAAUGCAGAGAUAUCUAAACAGGAGAAGGGAGUGAAAGACAUCACUGAAAAUACUAAUUUUAUCCAGUGCCCUCAACUAAGAAUAAAUUAAAUUAAUUGAAAAUUUGAGUAGGCAGUAGAGUCUCACCACAUUUCUUCAUUAAAACUCUCUUUCUAAUCCUCCUGAAAAAUGCAGACAGCUCUGUCAACUCCCAUUCUCUGGCUAAAUAUGUAAGAACCAAGAUGUCAAUAGGAAAAUAAAAUGUAACAGUAUGGUCAAGCAGCUGUCAACAGCAAAUAAAAAAAUACCUAGAAAUAGUAGUUGACUUCCUUAGCAACUUGAAAUAGUAACAUGAAGUGUAAUCUGAACUGUCUUCUUCCUCUUCCCCCAUAAUCAUAAUCAAGAACCAUUUAAUGUCAUAGGCCAUGGAUUAUUGGCUGGCUGGGAACUAUCCUCCUGUACUAGACUUUUGAUGGUUUUUCUUUAUGCAAUGUUGCGAUGAAUGUCAUACACAUUAACGCAGCAGCAUCAUACUCAUGCAAACGCCUGUCAAGGUGCUUAGUUUUUGCUACCUAACAAAAGAGCCUGUGUUCAGAGAAGCAGUUUUCCAUAAAACAAGGCCACAUCAGUAACAUCCAACCAACUUGGGCACUGAGGCAGUAGCACGUGCUACUGCCACAACUGCCUCAAAUAAAGCUCACCACACCCUCCCCUAAGUUCACCCUGUGUGUUGGCAUAGGGGGGUUUAUUGAAAAAAUUAUACUGAUAUUAUCUUUGUAUCCAGCUGGAAUUCCUACACAGAAAGAUACUAUUGCAUGUAGCAUAGUAAGGUUCUUCAAAACUAAAAAGGCAAAGUCACAGAGCAACUAGAUAGGGAAAAUGUCUUGUCUGUUCAACUUAGCAGAAUGAAUACAAUAGAGGUGACGUGGUAAGUCAGGCUGGUCUAAGGUUGUUCAACUGAUGGCUACUACUCUGGUAAUCCAGCUUGUCACACACAAACACACAAAACCCCUUAAUUCUGACCCCACUGUCUUGCACCAACAAAAGACUUCACACAGCAGAGGUGCAGCACACAGUUAAAGUACUCAUUCCUCCUGCCCUCUAUUACCCAUUCUUGAAGAAUCUACUUCUUACAAAAGGAGAUGAGCUACUUUAUCCUUGAUGUCUGCCACAACUUUGACCAGAGCAGGUGGAAAUUGAUCCUGUUAUUAUUGCCCAACUUUUUACCUCACCUGAGGUAAGAAAUCAGACAGGUCACUGUAAUUAAAUUCCUACCAAUUUUCAGUGGAUUGGAAUGGCCCUAAGAAGAGAAAAAUUGCAUGCACUUUAGUGAAGCCUAUUGUCAUGAAAAGAUUUUGGAAUCACAGACUGAAAUAAAGCUUAAUACUUUAAGAAUACACUUGUACAGUGUAUAAGGUAGUACAUGAUCUAACAACAUAAAAACAGACAAAGAUAGCUGAACUCUAGCUACCCAUUUGUUUGCUAUCUGUGGCAGCAUACAUCUAUCUAUGAAAUAAUUUUAUAUUUCAACAAAUAAAAAGGGAACUUAAGAGUAACAAGUUGUUGUGAUGAUUUGCUUACUGAACUCAAUUUUCUUGUCUUUGAAAUUUGUUAUCACUUUAAUAGGCCUUAAAUGCAAGCAACUGCCAAAAAAGAGAAAAAGGCAACGCUAUGAAGAUGGUGCUAAAAGAAACUCCAGGUUCCUGCAGGCAAAGCUCUGACCUUACUGAAACAAUCCCUUUAAACACAGCUCACUUACACUGCAAUGGGUUGCAGUGGACAGUUCCACCCAUUCAUCAGCCUAACCUUAAAAGAAGAAAAGCUUUAGAGCUUAUGAACUCAACGAAGCUACUAUUGAUAGCCCAUUGCAGUAAAAGCCUAGUAAUUGUUUCACUCAAUAUUAAUUUUAAAAGUAAUUUUUCUUUAGGACACUGGAAAGUGAUAGCAAAAAUAAUUCUAAAGUUUCAAAAUAUUUCAGUCACCACUGCAAUCCAGAGGGGUCCAAAAUAAAUAUAAAUAGGAAUUAGAUUUACCAAAUUCUACUUUUUACAAAACUUGCAGGCAUCGGAAGUUGAUUUUGUCAGUCUUAACUUUGUUACACUGGGCUGAUCAGAGUCUCAUCUGACCCUAUAUAACAAUGGAGUACUGCUGCAUGACCAAAAAUUCUGGCUUAAUUCACAGCUUAAACUUUGAUAAAAAAAAUGAAAAAAAAUAGUCUAUUUCUGUCGGUCUCUGUUUAAAUUGAGCAGAUUAUCUAUGCUCCAGUGAGAUGAAUCCCAACAUGUCCUGCCUAUUCUGAGGUAAUAUACAAUUUGGCAGGAUCCUGUAAAAAUAAUUGCCUUAACAAAUGUGGUUUAGAAAGGCAAUAUUGAAAUACUAGAUACAAGUGAGGAAAGCAAAAUUACAUGCACACAGCACUUACCAGCAGUCUAGCCAGGCCAGGGAAACAACUGCACAGUUAAUCAAUUUAGUCAUCUUUGAGACAUUACCAUUCUUUGUAACCCUGUAUGAUUUUCAGAAAGACACGUUAGAUAUUGAAAGCAUUACUAUCACUCCUAUUUUUCUGAAACUUACUGCUAAGACAAAUUUCCCUCUUUCAACUUCAAAAAGAUACCUAUGUAACCCAACAAGCAGAAGGAACCACACUGAAGACCAUCAGUCAUUCCUGGAUGACCUCUGUAGCCAGUUAUAUGAUCUGCUUAUGCUCUGUGCCUGGCAAGACUUCUAUAUUUUUUACGCUCAUUUUUGUGAGCAUUGCUAAUUUAAAUCCCUCUUCACAUUCUAAUUCACUACACAAAAUAUGCACCUACACAAGGCAAUCAAUUAUACAGCCUAGCUUCACUAAAAAUCUGCAUUUUCCAAAGGAAUAAAUUCUGAAUGACUAACUCAUACAUAAACUUAGGUCAGUUAUACAUAAACCAUUCUGUAAAUAUAAAAUGUAAACAGUUAAAAUACUUCUGUGAGGAGCAGCACCAUUUUACAUGACUAUUUAGUAACUGUUCUAUAUAUUUCAAUAUAUCUUUUGUUUAAAAG